AUGCGUGUUAUAAUAUUAAUUUUGUGUCUUUAUUUGGUUGAAUGUAAAAUUAAUUCGAAGGCUUUAACGGAAUCUCUGGGGCAGGAGGUUAUAGAAAUAGGUGCGCCAGUCAAAGAACUGCCAGCUGAAUUGGAAGAGGAACCAUCUGUUGAGAAUGACGGGGACGUCACCAGUACUACGAUACAAGUCGCUACUAAGCAGGACACUCGCAAGAAAAUGGAUAAACAAGGGAAAGAUAUAGACAGGAUAGAUGGGAUAAAGCAGGACGACGAAGAAGCUAGGAUUGAAAAGGAACUCGCUGAAAUUUACAAGGACUCUUCUGAUUAUAAAUCGGAGAGCAGUGAAGAGAAAGAGAAACCGAAAACCGAAGUGUCUACUCCAAAUACUACAACUUUGAUUGGAAACUUUACUGAUGCUUUGGAUGGGGAAGAAAAACCUAUAGAAAGAAUGAGGACGAACUUCAAGUUUCAACCGAAUUCUAACAACGCUAGAGAAGUUGAAAUAUUCCGGACAUCUGUUGAUGAAAUUACUUGCGAUAGGAACAAAUUGUCUGCUACUACCACAGGACCAAAUUCAGCAGUUCAAGCCGCACUUAACUCAGCAAUAAUUAUUGCAAUUACUAUACUUGCGUUAUAA
Messenger RNA from Pieris macdunnoughi, 636 nucleotides. NCBI's taxonomy places the organism in Eukaryota, Metazoa, Arthropoda, Insecta, Lepidoptera, Pieridae. The record is from the annotation of a GenBank genome assembly.